AACAACGGAACACGACCAAGAAGUGCCGAAGAAGAAGCCUCCGCCUCCCGUGUGUUACGCGAACGCGAAGUUGGUUGGUUAGAAAGAAGUUCGGUCGCGAAGGAAAGCAGGAAAAAUCAUCCUUUGCUCGUCGUCCCCUCCCCCGGCGGAACAAAACUCGUCAAACUGAAGCCCGGAAUCACAGCGAUGGAGAUCAGCAAAACGACAAUCGGCAUUGCGGCCGGCGUGGCCGGAACCCUUUUCCUGGGGUAUUGCAUCUACUUCGACCACAAGCGCCGCAAAGAUCCGGACUUCAAGAAGAAGCUGCGAGAGAGGAGGAAAGCAAAGAAGGCCGCUUCUGCCUCUGGAGGGCCAAGGACAACGAUGCCCAACAUGGCAGACCACGAAGAAGUGCAAAGAUUUUUCCUGCAGGAAAUCCAGAUGGGCGAAGCGCUCAUCUCUUCCGGUGACAUCGAGAACGGCGUGGAGCAUUUGGCCAACGCAGUGAUCGUCUGCGGUCAGCCAGCACAGCUUCUCCAAGUCCUCCAGCAGACGUUGCCAGCCCAAGUGUUCACACUUCUGAUCACCCGUAUGCGACAAUACGGAGGCCAGAGCGGAGGCGCCGAAAGCGAGCGGGCCAGACUGCAGGACAUGAACGACGAUCUGGAAUAGUUGGACGGAGUGUUGGAACCUUUAGCAGUAGUAGCAGACGGAGACUGGAGAUACCAAAUACAAGAUGCAAAGGAAAAUUCUAGAGUGAAAUGGCGUCGCACAGGCCGUUUAGAUUAAUCGGAUCAAAUACUAUUACGGAAUGAAAGGAAUAACACAGAACUUCGAGUAAACCUGCGAAAUAGAAGUGCAUUAGUAUAGCCAAAACCAACUCCUACACAUGUUAAAAGAAGCUUUUUGGGAGAGAGACAUCGUUGAAUUUACAGAGAUUCCAUUUCUCUACCGUAUUCAAGUUUUCUUAUCGGAAGUCCCUUCCUUCGAACAGCAUUACCCAGGAUUGCGAUGCAAGAUUUGAGUUUCUGUUAGGCGCGUUGUGUUGAUUUCGGAUUUGCGGUUGCAAAUACCGGGAAAUUGAUUGCUAGUUAAACGUGAAACUGUCAACUCUAUUACCUACUUACUAAUAAAAACGGAUCUUGAUGUUGCAUUGAAGAUGUCGCAUGUACUUUCUCGUACUUCCUUUGGUGGUUCGGAGCUAAAACAAAGGAAACGUUGUACCAAUAGGCAGUAGUUCAUUAUAUGUCGUACCGAGGAAUACCAAGAAGACCCUGUUGUUGAAUUUAAAUGAAGAAAACUUGAAAUGGUAAAUAAAAAGCUUUUAAAUAAACUGAA
Aedes aegypti (yellow fever mosquito) is the source of this 1317-nucleotide messenger RNA. Its product is annotated as mitochondrial import receptor subunit TOM20 homolog. Gene Ontology annotation, cellular component: mitochondrial outer membrane; mitochondrial outer membrane translocase complex. NCBI's taxonomy places the organism in Eukaryota, Metazoa, Arthropoda, Insecta, Diptera, Culicidae. The transcript is spliced from 3 exons. Gene Ontology annotation, molecular function: transmembrane protein transporter activity. The record is from RefSeq and is a predicted model, not a curated record. The coding region runs from base 187 to 651 and encodes 154 amino acids. Gene Ontology annotation, biological process: protein targeting; protein import into mitochondrial matrix; tRNA import into mitochondrion.